Arabidopsis thaliana (thale cress) is the source of this 2956-nucleotide messenger RNA. RefSeq names its product Zinc finger (C3HC4-type RING finger) family protein (gene WAVH2). Gene Ontology annotation, biological process: plant gross anatomical part developmental process. Gene Ontology annotation, molecular function: ubiquitin protein ligase activity. The coding region runs from base 337 to 2490 and encodes 717 amino acids. The transcript has 2 exons. NCBI's taxonomy places the organism in Eukaryota, Viridiplantae, Streptophyta, Magnoliopsida, Brassicales, Brassicaceae. The record is from RefSeq and is marked reviewed.
GGAUCAGUGAUUAUUUUCUUCGAGGCAAAACAAUUACAUGCAAAUGGAAACAAAAGCCAAUUCACACGCAUAAAAGUCACAAUUUUUACCUUAUAAUAUUCCUACAACUUAAAAUAACAUAAAAAAAAAUGUCUUUAUCGAAACAUCACUAAAGAAAAAGAAAUCUCUCUAUAGUCUUUAUCUUAGUAUUUAAUUUCUCCAUCUUCCUUAUGAUCCAUUAUGCCCAAAGUCCUUCUUCUUCUUCUCUAUAAUUACUUCCACAAAUAGAAGAAGAAGAAGAAGAAGAAUAAUAUAGAAAAAAAGAGAGCUUCUCUUCUUAUUUCUUUCUCACAGGAAAUGGUGUUUGGUUGGAGAAAAGCGUUUUGCACUUCCGUUUCAAGUAAUCAAGAUAAACCUCAACAACAUUCAUCAUUACACACUACUGAUCCUCCAAUUCCCACACCAAGAUUCCGAUCAAAGUUUGGUUUUUUAUCCAACCCUUCAACUCCUCGUCUCCGAUCACGCGGCGGAAGCGGCACUGGAUGCCGCUCCUCAGCUUCCACAUCAGUCACUAUCCCAUCUCUUCCAACUAGUCCCAAACUCCAUUGCAGGACUACGAGCAAUGCUACUCCAAGGACUAGUAACAGCUCAAGUCCCAAGUUUUUCUCUAACCCUUCUUCUCCUAAAUCAUCAUCUUCUUCUUCCUCUCAAGGCGGCGGCGGCGUCUCUCUCCUCCGUGCCACGCUUCUUCUCAACAAGAGUAAUAGUAGUAGAUGUGCGAUUUGUUUGCAGAGAGUGAAUUCAAAUCAAAGCAACUCGACGGCGGCAAUUUUCACGGCGGAGUGUUCACAUUCGUUUCACCUUUCUUGCGUCAAUGGAUUAGAAGACAAGCGUUGUCCGUUUUGCUCUGCCGCAUGGAAUCACGCGCCAAAGUCGAAUUAUCCGGCUGUUAAUAAUAACUUCGGAUCCGACCCGAUUAGACGACCCGAGAUCCGAGAGAUCAAAACGGGGAAGUCACUGAGAGUGUACAACGACGAUGAGCCGUUAGCUUAUUCGCCGGUUUCUCUUGCUCAGAUCAACACUAUACAUGAAUCAGACGAAAACGACGACGUUGAAGAUGACGAUGACUUCCCCGGAUUCUUCCGAGAUUCUUCGAUUACGUCUGAUAUGGUUCCUUCAAUCUCAGGAAAUCUGGAGGUUAAGUUGCUGCCGGAAUCUGCCGUUGUGGAAACCGGGAAAAAGAAGGAGACACACGUCGUCAUCAUGAAACUAAAAGCGUCUCCGUCGCCGUCGUCCAUCACCGAUGCGAUUAAGGCGCGAAGACCAUCGAUAGAUCUGGUAACGGUUCUCGAUUUAAGCAACGGCGGUGCUAAUUUGCAAACGGUUAAACACGCGAUGAGAUCGGUGAUCUCUCUUCUCCGAGAAAUGGAUCGUUUAUCGAUCGUCGUUUUCUCGACGGGGUCAAAACGGUUAAUGCCGUUACGACGAAUGACGGCGAAAGGAAGACGAUCGGCGCGGCGAAUGGUCGACGCACUCGGCGGAAUGGAAACCACCGGCGGAGUUGGAAUGAGCGUUAACGACGCGUUGAAGAAAGCGGUUAAAGUCGUUGAAGAUCGGCGGGAGAAGAAUCCGUCAACGAGCAUCUUUGUUUUAUCGGACGGUCAAGAUCAACCGGAGGCAGUUUUGAAAGCUAAACUAAACGCAACGCGCAUUCCGUUCGUCGUGUCUACCACGCGUUUCUCUCGUCCGGAGAUCCCGGUUCAUUCCGUUUACAUUGCUUCUCCUGGAGCGUUGCUUCACGCGCCGCUACGAGACGCGUUCACCGAAAGAAUCGCUUCGUUGCUCAACGUGACUCUCCAUAACGUGAAGCUAAAUCUCAGUUUGGUCAACGGAUCUCAUUUGACUGAGAUUUCAUCGGUUUACUCUUUAACCGGUCGACUCGAGAAUUUCGGAUCCGGUUCUGUCAUCCAAGUCGGAGAUUUGUUUGCGGAGGAGGAGAGAGAGUUUCUCGUUGAGCUCAAAGUGCCGACUUCGUCGAGUGGUUCCCACCAAGUAAUGUCCGUACAGUCGUCGAUCGUUGACCAAAUGACACAUCAGCCAAUGACAUGUCCUAAAGAAAAACGAUUUUUGAUCCCACGGCCACAAUCCGUCAGAUAUGUAUCUUCAAGCAUCGAACGGCUGAGAAAUUUACACUCCAUGUGCCGCGCUGUAGCGGAUUCACGCCGGCUUAUCGAGCGUGAGGAUUUAUCCGGAGCGUAUCAGGUUCUAACGACGGCUCGGUCCAAUGCGUCUCAUUCGGAUGAUAGUUUAAGGAGUUUGGAGGUUGAGCUAAAUGAACUUAGCCGGAUUAAACCGAGAAAUAGUAUAUUAAACCGAACUGAAGAUAAACCGGAGCAGCUUACCCCUACUUCGGCUUGGAGAGCCGCCGAGAAAUUAGCUAAAGUGGCUAUUAUGAGGAAGCAUUUAAAUCGAGUCAGCGAUAUGCACGGCUUGGAAAACGCCAGAUUUUAAUUUUAAUUUCCCUUUUUUUCGAAAAUUCGAUUUCAAUGAUUUUUGAAUAUAUAAUGGUACAUAAUUUAUAUAAGGAGGAUAAGCAAUAAUUUAGUAAGGUAUAAAUAAUAGAAGUAUGAUUAUUCAGAAAAAGACCCACAUAGGUGCAUGAUAGCGACAAGCAGUAGCCGACGGGUGUGGCCUUUUGUAUUGCAGAGAGAUUGAGACCCUACAUUAGAAGGAAUUAAUUGGUCUUUUAGCAUUUUUAUCUUCUUCUUCCUUUUUGUAAUCUUCAAAAACUCCAAAUUAAUGACUGAAUAGUUAAAAAAAGUUGUAGAUCAAAUAAAUGAAGUCUGCUUUUUUUGUGUACUAUAUAGAAUUAAAAGUUGAGGUAUAGUGGAUUAGAGAGUGUGCUUGUAAUGCUGGACUUCAAAAUCAAAAGUUAAGUUUAUAUUAUCAUAUGCCGUUUAACUUAAGAGGAUCUAUA